UGCACCUUGCACCUCCUUCCUUACAUGUGACAGUCCAGCUCUACUGCCUCCUCCGCUGACUCCCUCUCUCUCUCGCGCGCUCUCUCUCUCUCCGUCUCUCGCAGCCACAUCUCUUCAUUACUCCGCCUGCUCCGGCUCCCUCUCCUCCAUCCUUAGCCAUCUCCCCUCUCCAUCACCUGCUCCUCCUCCCUCAUCUCGUUUGGUUCCUCAUCUGCGACAUGCUCCUCACGUGAAGUCACCUCACCAACUUGCAGAGUCCGUGGAUGUCGAGUCAAAAAACUAAAAGCAGGCAAAUGCUCUAACGGGCAAUAAGACGAGGAAAAAAAAAAAAGAAAAAGAAAAUACGCACGUUUGCAUCUUUCGUUGAGUGCCUUGGCUCGAACGCAGCAACAGCAUGGAUCUGUCAUUCAUGGCUGCUCAGAUCCCAGUUAUGACAGGAGCCUUCAUGGACUCCUCACCUAAUGACGACUACAGCGGCGAGCAUUCGCUCUUCAACUCCUCGGCUAGCGUCCACGCGGCCGCCUCAGCUGCCUCGGUACAAGGCCAGCAAGACGAGCAGCAGUCCAUGUCCAGCGAUGCCAUUUGGCUCUGGAUCGCUAUCGUCGCCACUAUUGGAAACAUUGUGGUGGUGGGCGUUGUCUACGCCUGCACUUUCUGAUGAACACAUAAUUACAAAGACAGCCUGCACACAUCCUGCUUUUGUCUGGAUCUCUGGACCUCUGCAGGAAGACACACAUCCCAUUCCUCUAUGUCUCUGUCUUUCCUUCUUUCCUUCCGACUUGACUUUUGGAUCAGUUUAGGCCCCCGAGGGCCUCCAAGUUGUUUGACAAUGACAUAUAGAGUACUAUUUUUCCCUGUCAAAGGUUGUUCUGACUGCGUUUAUCAGCAACAAACACUUCUGAAUGCGUCCGUAGGAUAUUUGAGGAGUACCCUGUGCACGUUAACAUCUCCUUAGUUAAAAGCGGAUACAACAAACCUGCGUUCUCACCCAUUAAUCAAAAGGACUUUUUUUCAGCUUAAGCUUCUUUCCGUGUUUCUGCGCAGACAACACUCUCACUUGUAAUGUGGAAGCGAGAACGGAGAUUUAAUGGGGCUUAAGAUUAGGGUUAAACCGGGCCAUCUGACACAUCCACCGGAUAGCUGCUAAGCACUGCUGCUUAAUUAUGCAACUGACCUGAAAUGGUGAAUGUUAAAAUAUUUAGAAAGUACGGGGAUUAUUUUCAUGUGAGGCCCCACUGAGGCCCAUGACAUUAGAGCUCAUUUAUGUAAAUGAAACACAGUAAAGACACUGAUUAUCAGCGUAUAUGAUGUGUUUCGAAAACAUUUAACCGAUGGGAAAAGGAAAAUUGGAUAGACUUCAUUAAACCCACUUAAAGCCUCAUGAAAAAGAAAAAAAAAGAUUUUCUGUAGCACUACUGUAAUUACACAUAAGGAGUGAUGACUUUAUGACCAUGGCAUCCUCCCAUAAAUGUCUGUUAAAUUGUUAAAUGCCUACAGUACUACCCAACAGGGAUUAGAAAAUCGAAUCGUAUCCUCGUGGUCUGUUCAGUAAUUUUUAGAUGAUAUAUACAGAUGUUAAAGGAAUAGAAUUAGAAGCACAAAUUAAAUCAAACACACGUAGCCUUCUUUCCUUAUUCACUGUUUCCAUCAAAACAGGUUGUAAAUAGCUUUUAUUUUCAUCACUCACAAUUAAUGCAGUCAGCAGCACAAGGUGAAAACACGGGAAACGGACUGUGUGUGUCGGAAAAUGACGAGACAAACCCUACGAUAAAUAAAUUGAUGUGAGUGGGGAAAUGAUGUCUAGUGAAGUUUUAUCUUAUAUAUCGAGAAGUACCAUUAUAAUUCUCACAGUUCAGUUAUCUAGUCCUGUGCUCCUGUGGAUGUUGAAGGCAGCUGUCUCCGUGGCAACUAGCCCUUGUCCUAAGUGGGAUACAGUGUCGUACAGUAUUUUCCAUGACACUCCAGCGUUAGCUUACAGCCAAAGAUGCAAGUAACAAUUUUCACAUGUAAACUGCAUUCACACUAAAAUAACAGCUGGUAGACUUUUAUUUAUUUAUUUAUUUUUUCUGUAAAGUCUGCAAACUGGGUGUUUCUGAUUGUUCGCUUAAUUUGUUUCAUGGUUCUCUUUUUAGCUACAACUGGAAAAAAGUUUACAGUCAGCAAAACGUAUCAGUCUUUUGUUUAAGUGACUGGUUUUUAGACAGAGACUUAGCGAAAACUAAAACUACAAUCGCUUUGCUCCAUGAACUGAUAUUUCUCCUGGGAUUAUAACAAUGUCAGCAUACUAUAAAGAUAUAAAUCGCGUCUUGUAAACACCAUAACUGUCCAAAUGUUCACACACGAGUAACAAUACUAGUUUACUUUAUCUAUUGAACGAUGUAAAGAGAGAUACAGACACACAACAAUCUGUUAAAAUGAGUGUACUUUUUCAUUGCUAAAAGGACUUUUCCAGUUAUUUUUAAUAAAUGGUUGAUGUAGAAAUAUUUAGACAUGUUGUAAACCACAUACACAACGCUCCUUUUGUAAAAAUAUGUUACUAUUAAAAUUUCUGUAUCAAUGCUUA
Messenger RNA from Mugil cephalus (flathead mullet), 2563 nucleotides. RefSeq lists its product as uncharacterized. The transcript has 2 exons. Bases 395 to 658 code for a protein of 87 amino acids. The record is from RefSeq and is a predicted model, not a curated record. NCBI's taxonomy places the organism in Eukaryota, Metazoa, Chordata, Actinopteri, Mugiliformes, Mugilidae.